Molecule: messenger RNA, 627 nt
Organism: Colletotrichum higginsianum IMI 349063
Lineage: Eukaryota; Fungi; Ascomycota; Sordariomycetes; Glomerellales; Glomerellaceae
Product: ribosomal protein L22
Exons: 3
Coding region: 1-627 (208 amino acids)
Biological process (GO): cytoplasmic translation
Cellular component (GO): ribosome; cytosolic large ribosomal subunit
Molecular function (GO): structural constituent of ribosome
Source: RefSeq, a predicted model, not a curated record
AUGAACAAGGGGGAGGAAAAGAUCCAUGGACUUGAGACAACGAGACUGACAGUUUCCGUCUUCCAGGUUCGUUACGCUGCCCACGAGAUCGCCCCCGCGAAGUCGGCCCGCGCCCGCGGCGCCUACCUCCGUGUGUCCUUCAAGAACACUCGCGAGACCGCUCAGGCCAUCAACGGCUGGAAGCUCCAGCGCGCCGUCACCUUCCUCGAGAACGUCACCGAGAAGAAGGAGGCCGUCCCCUUCCGCCGCUACGCUGGCUCUAUCGGCCGCACCGCUCAGGGCAAGGCCUUCGGUGUCUCCAAGGCCCGCUGGCCCGUCAAGUCCGCCGAGUUCCUUCUCGGCCUCCUCAAGAACGCCGAGUCCAACGCCGAUGCCAAGGGUCUCGACACCGGCAACCUGGUUGUCAAGCACAUCCAAGUCAACCAGGCCCCCAAGCAACGGAGACGCACAUACCGUGCUCACGGUCGUAUCAACCCCUACAUGUCCAACCCCUGCCACAUCGAGCUCAUCCUUACCGAGGGUGAGGAGGUCGUCCAGAAGUCUGACGCCGUCGCUGGCCGUGAGGAGAUCCGCCUCAACUCCCGCCAGCGUGGUGCCCGCGUCCGCCAGGCCAUCACCGCCGCAUAA